UCUUCGCCGAGCUCUACCACUUCAUGACCUCGCUGACGGACACCUGCUCGCGCCUGCGCGGCCGCACCGUGCUCUACGUGCCCGUGGAGGCCCUGAGCGUGGAGCCGCAGGCCAGCUCCGAGGAGGCGCGCUCCAACCUGCGCUUCCUGGCGGUGCUGGAGGCGCCGUGCCGCGAGCUGCGCGCGCUGCCGCCCGCCGCCGUGCCCGCCCGCCUGCCGCACCUGCUCAGCCUCGUGCGCGUCGUCUGGGUCAACUCGCCCUACUACAACACGCGCGAGCGCAUCACCGCGCUGCUGCGCAAGGUGUGCGACUGCCAGCAGCACUUCGGGCGCUGGGAGGACGGGCAGCAGAGCCCCCCGCCCCGCUUCUCGGGGCACCGGGGGCCGCAGCUGGCGCAGAGCCUGCUGGAGAUCGAGGAGACCUUCGCGAAGCACCUGCAGGCCCUGCGUGCCACCAAGGGCCACGUGCUGGACGUGCGCAGCCCCUGCUGGCACGAGGACUUCAACCGCCGGCAGGCGCAGCAGCAGCUGGCGCAGGCGCUCGACGAGCUCGAGCGCCGCAGCUUCCAGGAGUGGAGCCGCGCGCUCGACCGCGACUGCCUGGCGCGCCUCGACGUGCCGCUGCUGGCGCCCAGCGCGCACCGGCCCGGCCUGCUCGACCUCAACUUCGACAAGGAGCUGCUGAAGCUGCUGACGGAGGCGCGGGGCUGGGAGCGGCUGCUCUUCGAGGUGCCGCACUACGUGGCCGAGGUGUACCGGCGGCGCGAGGACCUGCGCGCCCUGCGCCACAACCUGCUGCUCGUCGUGCGCGACUACAACCGCAUCGUGUGCGAGCUGGCGCCCGAGGAGCGGGCGCUCUUCGCCGAGCGCCUCCGCGCGCUCGACAGGAAGAUCCAGCCCGGCCUCAAGAAGCUGCUCUGGUCGCUCAAGGGUGCCAGCAGCUGCUUCAUCAGCGAGUGCCGCCUGCACGCCAGCAAGGUGCAGGCGCUGGUGACGGAGUUCAAGGCGGCCACGGUGGCGGUGGCGCGGCUGGCGCAGCGCAUGAGCGAGACGCUGCUGCUGCAGCUGCCCGCGCAGCGCCUCUACAGCGAGCUGCAGUUCGCCGAGGAGCAGCGGCAGCACCGCGCGCGCGCCCAGGCCGCGCUGGGCGCCCUGCACGCCGAGGCCGCCCAGCUGCUGCAGCGCGCCAUGCUCGUCUUCGCCCGCGACGGCCCCGAGGUGCAGGCGCAGUGGCUGAGGCAGGCGGCACGGCUGGACCGCAUGGUGGAGGAGGCGCUGCGGCUCAACGUGCGCCGCUCGCUGCACGAGCUGGCGCGCGCCGUGGCCGGCGACGGCCGCGGGCCCCCCGGGCCGCUCUUCCGCGUGCGCGUCUUCCUGGCCGAGGGGCAGGGCGAGGCGCCGCCACAGGUGGCCUUCUCGCCCAGCCUGGCCGAGCUGGCCGCCAUGGUGAACGACAUCCCCGGGCUGCUCAUCCUGGCGCUCGCCGCCUUCUCCCGGCUGCCCGAGCUGCUGGGGCAGCGGCGCCCGCGGCGCGAGCCCAUCUGCGUGCUCGUGGAGCGCGACGAGGAGGUGGCCAAGCUGCGGGCGCAGAUUGCGGCCGGCGUGCAGGCGGCCGCCGCGCAGCUCCGCGGCUACCUCAAGACGUGGGCCGGCUACCGGGAGAUCUGGGAGGUGGACAAGGAGGCCUUCGUGACCCGCUACCGCCACCUCGACCCGCUCGUGUCCUCCUUCGACGCCGACAUCGCCCGCUACAUGGAGGUGGCGAACAACGCGCAGAAGGAGGAGACGGUGGUGAGCGCGCACGUGGCGCUGCUGGACUGCGGCGCGCUCAAGGGCGCCGUGGUGCGGCACUGCGCCGCCUGGCAGGGCCGCCUGAGCGCCCUGCUGCACGACAUGGCGAGCGCGCGCCUGCACGGCCUGCACGCCUACCUGCGCGACAACGCCUGCGCCGUGCGCCGCCCCCCCGAGACGCUGGAGGAGCUGGGCGCCAGCCUGCGGCUGCUGGAGGCCCUGCAGCGCGAGGCGCCCUCGCUGCGCGCCCGCGUGCUCCCGCUGCACGAGCAGUUCGCCGUGCUCGACAAGUACGAGGUGCCCGUGGCUGAGGAGACGCUGCGGCUGCUGGGCGCGCUGGAGGGCGAGCGGCUGGCGUUCGAGCGCACGCUGCGCGAGAGCGAGGCCAUGCUGCAGCGGCACAAGGAGCGCUUCCGCACUGGCCUCGUGCACCACGCCGACGACCUCAAGAAGAAGGCGCGCGGGCUGCUGCAGGAGUUCACCGACGGCGGUGAGCGCCCCGGCCGCCGCUGGGACGUGGUGGAGGCCACGGCGACGCUGCUCGACGCCUUCCGGCGCACGGUGCCGCUCGUGUGCGACCUGCGCAGCCCCGCCAUGCGGCCCAGGCACUGGGCCGAGGUGCAGGCGCUGCUGCAGCAGCCGCUGGCGCCGGGCCCGGCCGAGCUGCGCCUGGGGACGCUGCUGGAGCUGGGGCUGCACCGGCAGGCGGGCGCCGUGAGCGCCGCGCGGGAGCUGCGCGUGGAGCGCGCGCUCGAGGACCUGGCCAGGACGUGGCAGAGCACCGUGCUGGACCUGGUGCCCUACAAGGACAAGGGCCACCGGCAGCUGCGCGAGGAGCUGCUGGCGGCGCUGGGGGGGCCCCGCGCGCCCCCCGCCCUGCGCCACGCGCUGCCCAAGUGCUUCGCGGGGCUGCGGCGCCUGCGCCUGCGCCAGGUGGGCCCCGGAAUACGCACGGAGGCCACGGGAAUGGAGGCUGCUGACGGGGAGUACGUGGAGUUCAGCCGGCCCGUGCUGCUGGACGGGCCCCUGGAGUGCUCCAGCCCUGACGGCGGCCGUGCGCAGGCGGCCGUGCUGGGCCGCUACGCGGAGGCGCUGCGGGGCCCGGCGGCGGAGGGCGGGCGCCGGCGCCUGGCAGCGCUCGCCACCGUGGAGGCGCACGCGCGCGACGUGGCCGAGCGCCUCUACCGCAGCGGCAGCGCCGACGGCGCCGCCUUCGAGUGGCUGGCACAGCUGCGCUUCUACUGGGACAAGGACACCGACGACUGCGUGGCCCGCCAGACCUGCGCCCUGCUGCCCUACGGCUACGAGUACCAGGGCAGUGCGGGGCGCCUCGUGGUGACGCCGCUCACCGAGAGGUGCUUCGUGGCGCUCACGCUGGCGCUGCAGCUGCGGCACGCGGGCGCCCCGGGCGGCCCCGCCGGCUGCGGCAAGACGGAGACGGUGCUGGAGCUGGGCCGCGCGCUGGGCGCCUGGGUGCUGGUGCUGAGCGGCGCCGCGCGCCCCAACGCCGCCGCCCUCGGCGGCCUCUUCGCCGGCCUGGCGCAGACGGGCGCCUGGGGCUGCCUGGAGGAGCUGCCGCGGCUGCCGCCCGCGCUGGUGGCCCUGGUGGCGCAGCUGGCGCUGGCCGUGCUGGGCGCGCUGGGCGCCGGCCGGGAGCAGGUGGCCCUGGAGGGGCCGCCCGUGGCCCUGCGCCCCUCCUGCGGCAUCUUCAUCACCACCGACCUGGACGGCGCCAGCCUGGCGGAGCUGCCGCCCGCGCUGCACGAGGCGCUGCGCCCCGUGGCCAUGGUGGCCCCCGACGUGGCGCCCGUGGCCGAGGUGCUGCUGCUCACCGAGGGCUUCGGCGACUGCAAGGUGCUGGCGCGGCGCCUGCAGGCGCUGUGCACCAUGGCGCCGCCGCAGCUCUCCAUGCAGCCGCACUACGAGGCCGCCUUCGGGCUGCGGGCGCUGGUGCCGCUGGUGCAACGGGCGGGCGCCGCCCGCCGCCGCCACCCGCAGCGCGGCGACGACGAGGUGCUGCUGGAGGCGGCGGCGGCGGCGCUGGAGCCAGCGCUGGCGCCCGAGGACGUCGCCCCCUUCCGCGCCCUCCUGCGCGACCUCUUCCCGGACACGCAGCCGCCGGCGGGCGCCGCGCCGGGCGACACCGCCAGCGCCCGCGGGGACGGCGACGUGGACGGGGACCCCGAGGGGGACGGGGCCGGCGGCGGCACCGAUGAGGAGGACGAGGAGAGCAGACAAGAGGUGGUGCUCAACCCGGCGGCGCUGGCGCCGGGCGAGCUCUACGGCGAGUACGACCCCGACACGGGCGAUUGGCAGGACGGCGUCCUCGCCGCGCUGCUGCGCGACGCCUGCGCCGAGGAGAGGCAGGAGGCGACGUGGCUGGUGCUGGACGGCCCCGCGGCGCCGCUCUGGCUGGACGCGCUGCACCCCGCGCUGGACGAGUGCCGCGUGCUGCCCCUGGGCAGCGGCGAGCGCAUCGCGCUGCCCGCGCAGGUGUGGCUGCUGCUGGAGCUGGAGGAGCUGGCGGGCGCCUCCCCCGCCGCCGUGUCCCGCUGCGGCGUCGUCUACGUCCCCUACGGCGGCUGGCGGCCCCACGUGCGCGCCUGGCUGCGCUCCCGGCCCCAGGCCGAGGCGGAGCCGCUCCAGCGCCUCUUCGACAAGUUCCUGGAGCCGCUGCUGGCCUUCAAGGCGGCCUCGUGCCACGAGCCGCUCGCCCUGAGCCCGCACGGCGCCGUCACCUCCCUCUGUGACCUGCUGGACGCGCUGGCCCCGCCGCCCGACAGGGUGGCGGCCGGCGGCACCGACCCGGCGCUGCUCGAGCUCCUCUUCCUCUUCAGCCUCGUGUGGGCCGUGGGCGGCGCCGUGGACGAGGGCGGCCGCAAGCGCCUGGACGCCUGGCUGCGCGAGAUGGACGCCUCCUUCCCCAGCAAGGACACCGUCUACGACUACUUCGUGGACCCCAAGAAGAAGGGCUGGGCCCCCUUCGAGGAGCUGCUGCCGCCCGCCUGGCGCUACCAGCCUGACGCGCCCUUCUACGAGGUGCUGGUGCCCACGGUGGACACGGCGCGCUACCAGCACGUGGCGCGGGCGCUGCUGGCCGCGGGCAGCCCCGUGCUGCUCGUGGCGCCGCCGGGCGCCGGCAAGACCGCGCUCGCCACGGCGCUGCUGCAGGGCCUCGACAGCGCCCGCUGGGACACGCUCUGCAUCAGCCUCUCGGCACAGAGCUCGGCGCGGGCGCUGCGCGCGGCGCUGCGCAGCCGCGUGGAGAAGCGCACGCAGGGCACCUACGUGCCCGCGCGCGGCCGCCGCGUCGCCGCCUUCGUGGCCGCGCUGGCCGCGCGGGCGGCCGCCGCGCCGCUCGAGCUGCUGCGCCUCUGGCUGGAGCACGGCUGCUGGUACCAGCGCGGCGCGCCCGCCCGGCGCCGCGUGCAGGGACACACUGGGCACAGUGGUGGGGACAGUGGGGGCCACGGGGCCACGGAGGGCAUGGCGGGGCCCGCGGUGACGCGGCGGGGCGCCCAGGACGCGCAGGCGCGCCGCGUGUUCGGCACGCUGCUGGCACACAAGCUGCAGGACUUCGAGGAGGCCGUGAAGCCGCUGGGCGCCGCGCUCACCGACGCCACCCUGGAGCUGUGGCACGCCGUGGCCCAGCGCUUCCCGCCCGUGCCCGCCCGCACCCACUACCAGUUCUGCCUGCGCGACGUCGCCAAGGUCUUCCAGGGCUUGCUGCGGGCGCACAGGGACUUCCAUGACACCAAGACCGCCCUCACCCGCCUCUGGAUCCACGAGUGCUUCAGGGUGUUCUUGGACCGCCUGGCGGAGGCCGGUGAUGGGUGCCAUGGGGACUUCCUGAGCGCGCGGGGGGUCUACGAGGACCUGGGCGAGGCGGGCGCGCUGCGCGCCGAGCUGCAGCGGCUGCUGCGCCCACCCGGGGGGGCCCCGCGCCGCAGCCCCCCCCUCGACCUGCUGCUCUUCCGCGAGGCCAUCGAGCACAUGUCCCGCGUGGCGCGCGCCGCGGGGCAGCCCGGCGGUCACGUGCUGCUGCUGGGCGCGGGGGGCAGCGGGCGCCGCAGCCUGGCCCGCCUGGGGGCGGAGCUCUGCCGGCUGCGCCUGGCCCCGCCCCCGCCGCCCAGCGGGACCCGCCUCCAGGCAUACCUGCGGGAGCUGGUGGUGGAGGUGGGGGCCGGGGGGGGCCCCCUGGCCCUGCUCCUCGCGGACCACCAGCUGCCCCCCCCGCUGCUGGAGGACCUGCAGGGGCUCAUGGCCACGGGGGAGGCGCCCGCGCUCUGUGCCCCCCCGCACUGGCACGAGAUGCAGCCGCAGCUGCGGGCGGCGGCGCCGGGCGCGGGCUCCGACGCGGAGCUGCGGGCGCUGCUGGCGCAGAGGCUGCGCCGGGACCUGCGGGUGCUGCUGUGCGUGAGCCCGGCGGGAGAGGCCUUCCGCACCCGUCUGCGCGACUUCCCGGCGCUGCUGGCCUGCAGCACCCUCGACUGGGUGGGCCCCUGGCCCCACUCCGCCCUGCUCGAGGUGGCCCACACGGCGCUCGAGGGGCUCGAGCUGGGCCCCGACCCCCAGGCGCGGCGCGCGGUGGCCGAGGCGUUCGCGGCGGUGCACGCGGCGGCGGCGCAGCGGGCGCAGCGGGCGCAGGCGGAGGCGCAGCGCCACGGCUACGUGCUGCCCCGCAGCUUCCUGCACCUCGUGGGCACCUACGGUGUCAGGGUGGUGCGGGUGCCGCUGUGGGUGACGCUGCAGGUGCGGGUGCCACUGCGGGUGCGGGUGACGCUGCGGGUGCGGGUGUCGCUGCGGGUGUGGGUGACGCUGCGGGUGCCGCUGUGGGCGCUGGAGUCGCUGAACAAGAAGGACCUGACGGAGAUCAAGUCGUACGGGCGCCCGCCGGGGCUCGUGGAGACGGUGCUGCAGGCCGUGAUGAUCCUGCGCGGCAGCGAGCCCACCUGGGCCGAGGCCAAGCGGCAGCUCGGUGAGCCCAACUUCAUCAAGCAGCUGCUGAACCUGGACCGGGACAACAUCCCCGAGCGGGUGCUGCGGCGCGUGGGCGCCUACUGCGCCCAGCCCGACUUCCAGCCCGAGGUGGUGGGCAGGGUGGCGCGCGCCGCCUGCUCGCUCUGCAUGUGGGUGCGCGCCAUGGAGGGUAUCCCCAACCCCGUCCCCACGGGUGUCACCAACCCUGUCCCCACGGGUGUCACCAACACCCCCUGCCCCGCGCCCCUGCCCCGCGCCGCCUGCUCGCUCUGCAUGUGGGUGCGCGCCAUGGAGGUGGGUGUCCCUGUCCCCAAGGGUGUCCCCAACCCCGUCCCCACGGGUGUCACCAACCCUGUCCCCACGGGUGUCACCAACACCCCCUGCCCCGCGCCCCUGCCCCACGCCGCCUGCUCGCUCUGCAUGUGGGUGCGCGCCAUGGAGGUGUCGGAGCGGCUGGCGCGGCUGCAGGCCGCGUACCGCGAGAAGCAGGUGUCGGAGCGGCUGGCGCGGCUGCAGGCCGCGUACCGCGAGAAGCAGGCGCAGCAGGAGGAGCUGGGCCGCCGCGCGCGCGACACCGAGGCCCGGCUGCAGCGCGCCGCGCGCCUGGGCCAGGGGCUGGCGGGCGAGCGCACGCGCUGGCAGCGCGCCGUGCAGGGCCUGGACGAGGCGCUGGCCACGGUGGCCGGGGACAGUGUGCUGGCGGCCGCCGGCCUCGCCUACCUGGGCCCCUUCGCCGCCCCCGAGCGCCACGAGCUGCUCGGCCGCGCCUGGGAGCCCGAGUUCUCGCUGGCCGCCUUCCUGGCGCCCCCCGGCGCCGUGCGCAGCUGGACCCUGGGGGGGCUCCCCAGCGACCCCUUCGCCAUCACCAGCGCCGUCAUCGUCACCCGCACACCUGUGGCCAUGGGGGGACUGCGACCUGCCCCCCCCGAGCCCCGUGUCACCCCCCGUGUCCCCCCCCGUGUGCCCAGGUGGCCCCUCAUGAUCGACCCCCAGGGCCAGGCCUGCAGGUGGAUCAAGAGCAUGGAGGAGCCGCGGGGCCUGCGGGUGACGUCGGCGGAGGAGGCGGCCGAGGCGCUGGGGGUGCUGGCGCGCGCGGCCCCCCUGGGGCACCCGGUGCUGCUGCAGGACGUGGGCGAGGAGCUGGAGCCGGCGCUGGGCCCCGCGCUCGCGCCCCCCCGGCCCGGCCCCGACGGGCGCCUGCUGCUGGGCCUGGGCGAGGGCACCGUGGAGUGUCACCCCGACUUCCGCCUGUACCUGGCCACCAAGCUGGCGAACCCCCACUUCCCGCCGGAGACCGUCGCCCACACCACGGUGGUCAACUUCGCGCUGCUCGAGCAGGGCCUGGAGGCGCAGCUGCUGGCCGUGGUGGUGCGCGAGGAGCGCCCCGAGCUCGAGGAGCAGAAGGACGCGCUGGUCCGCGCCAUCGCCGCCGGCAAGGCCCGCCUGGACGAGCUGGAGGACGAGAUCCUGCGGCUGCUGGACGAGGCGGCCGGCUCGCUGCUGGAGGACGCGCAGCUGGUGACGGCGCUCGAGGGCUCCAAGGCCACGGCGGCCGAGGUGGCCGAGCGCCUGGGCAGCAGCCAGAGCACCGAGGUGGUCAUCGACCGCGCGCGUGAGGCGUACCGGCCGUGCGCCCAGCGCGCCGCCCUCCUCUUCUUCGCGCUGGCCGACAUGGCCAAGCUGGAGCCCGUCUACCAGUUCUCGCUGGACGCCUACGUGGAGCUCUUCGGGCGCAGCCUGCAGCGCAGCCCGCGCAGCGCCAAGCUCGACGAGCGCAUCCGCGCGCUCAACGACUACCACACCUACGCCGUGUACAGGUACGCCUGUCAGAGCCUCUUCAAGCGCCACAAGCUGCUCUUCAGCUUCCACCUCUGCUCCCGCAUCCUGGCGGCCGCCGGCAGCCUCCGCGCCGACGAGUUCAACUUCUUUGUGCGCGGCGGCGUGGUGCAGGACCGCGAGGAGCAGAUGGACAACCCGUGUCCCGGGUGGCUCUCGGCCGAGGCCUGGGACCACAUCACGGAGCUGGACAAGGUGCCGCAUUUCCACGGGCUGAGCCGCUCGCUGGAGCUGCUGCCGCGCGACUGGCACCGCUGGUACCGCAGCGCCUGUCCCGAGAGCGCCCCGCUGCCCG
Nothoprocta perdicaria is the source of this 8901-nucleotide messenger RNA. Its product is annotated as dynein heavy chain 2, axonemal-like. The transcript has 60 exons. NCBI's taxonomy places the organism in Eukaryota, Metazoa, Chordata, Aves, Tinamiformes, Tinamidae. Gene Ontology annotation, molecular function: dynein light intermediate chain binding; ATP binding; dynein intermediate chain binding. The annotation marks the transcript as partial. Gene Ontology annotation, cellular component: dynein complex. Gene Ontology annotation, biological process: microtubule-based movement. The record is from RefSeq and is a predicted model, not a curated record.